AUGAUGAACGACCUGACCCUCGAGCUGGACAGGAGGAGACGAGCGGCUUGGGGAGCGUACAAGAGCAUCGAGGAUGCAGUGAAGAAGACCAGGAACACCCGGCUCCGUGCUCACCUCUUCAACACCACCGUACUUCCUGCUUUGACUUAUGCUUCUGAAACCUGGGCAUUUCGCAAGCAGGAAGAAAACGCGGUGAGCGUCACUGAACGCGCAAUUGAGAGAGUGAUGCUAGGAGUAUCCCGUUUCACGCAAGUGAGGGACGGGAUUCGUAGUUCUCUCCUGUGUCAGCGAUCUAAGAUUAGAGACGCCGCCGCGUUUGCCAAGGACAGUGAAAUAAGGUGGGCCGGACACGUGAUGCGCUUUAACGACAACCGUUGGACCAGAGCCGUGAGCGACUCGGUUCCCCGCGAUUCGGUUAUUUGGCGCACUACAGGAAGACCGCCGACCCGAUGGUCAGAUGAUUUCUUCACGAUGUCCUUCGAAGAAAAGUAUGAUGCUCUUCGUGUCCCACGCGAAAGAAGGAACCACUGA
This is a messenger RNA of Necator americanus (New World hookworm), 531 nucleotides long. RefSeq lists its product as uncharacterized. The coding region runs from base 1 to 531 and encodes 176 amino acids. The record is from RefSeq and is a predicted model, not a curated record. The transcript has a single exon. NCBI's taxonomy places the organism in Eukaryota, Metazoa, Nematoda, Chromadorea, Rhabditida, Ancylostomatidae.